Molecule: messenger RNA, 2169 nt
Organism: Erigeron canadensis
Lineage: Eukaryota; Viridiplantae; Streptophyta; Magnoliopsida; Asterales; Asteraceae
Product: putative disease resistance RPP13-like protein 1
Exons: 1
Biological process (GO): defense response to other organism
Molecular function (GO): ADP binding
Source: RefSeq, a predicted model, not a curated record
UUAUGAUAUUAUCAAAUAUAUUAUUUAUAAACUAUACAAGUGCAAACAUUUGAAAAUAACACCCAGCUGCAAAACAAAGCAAACAAACAAAUUUCGGAUCUUUUUUUUUCCAAUUAGCAUCCGAUGGCUGAAGUCGUUGUUGGAGCCAUCGUCACUGUUGUGAUUGAGAAGCUAGUGGGUGGUGAGUUGAUGAAGUUUGCUCGAUCCGAAGGGAUGGAAUCUCAGCUGAAAGAUUGGAAGAGAAAGUUACCGCUGAUUCAAGCUGUACUGGCUGAUGCGGGCCACAAGAAAAUAACACAGAGAGCUGUUGAAAUGUGGCUGAUGGAGCUCCAGGAUGUGGCUUACGACAUAGACGACGUACUUGAUGAUAUCGCCACAGAAGUUAUGAGGCGUGGGACUACUACUAGUAGUAGUAAGGUAAUGAAGAUCAUCCUCAUCCCAGCUUGUUGUACUAAUAAUAAUUUCACUCCACAUAACUUCAUGUAUGGUCGUAAGAUUAGUUCUAGGCUGGAUGAUAUUACCACUAGAUUGAAUGAGCUUUUUCAGCUGAGUAAUGAUUUGGGUUUGAAAGAGAUUGUUGAAAAGUCAAGCGGAAUAGAUAAACCAUUGGGAGAAACUUCACUGGUUAAUGAGUCAGAGAUUUUUGGGCGGGGGGAUGAUAAGCAGGCAUUGCUAGAUCAGCUUUUGGGGGUUGAAGCAAGUAACUGUCACUAUGUGAAAACCGUGUCCAUAGUUGGUCUUGGUGGGGUUGGCAAAACAACUCUUGCCAAAAUCUUGUACCACGACGAGCAAGUGAAGGGUCACUUUGAACUCAGAGCAUGGGUUUCUGUUUCCGAUGAGUUUGAUGUACUUAGUGUCAGCAAGGUUAUUUAUCAAGCUGUAUGUGGGGAAAGCAAAGAAUUUGCUGAUCUAAAUUUGCUUCAUGAGGCGCUUCAAAAAAAACUUUCGAACAAAAGGUUCCUACUCGUUCUAGAUGAUGUCUGGAAUGAAGACCACACGAAGUGGGAAGUCCUAAAAAAACCACUUGUAGGGGCACCUGGAAGUAAAGUUAUUGUGACAACACGGAAUACCAAGGUUGCAUUGGUGAUGAACUCGGUUCACCGUCACAAUCUGGGGGUUUUGUCGGAUGAGGUAGCGUUGUCUUUGUUUGCUCAGUAUGCACUCGCGGAACAAAACUUUAACAAACAUCCAUCACUUAAGCCGAUUGCUCAAGGUAUUGUUAACAAGUGCGAUGGUUUGCCUUUGGCUUUGGUAACAACUGGGAGGGUCUUGCAGACUAAAGGAAUUGAUGUUGUUGAAUGGGAGGCGUUGCUGAACAGCGAGAUAUGGGGUUCACACGACGAAAGUGGUAUUCUUCCCGCACUCAAGCUGAGCUACUAUCAUCUCCCUCCACAUCUAAAGCAAGUCUUUGCAUAUUGCUCCAUGUUUCCAAAGAAGACCGAGUUUGAAAAGAAGAAACUAAUCCUAUUGUGGAUGGCACAAGGGUUUCUGUCCCAACCAGACGGCAACAAACAACCAAUGGAGAGUUUGGGUAACAAGUAUUUUAAAGAGCUGCUGGCAAGGUCUUUUUUUCGGCCUAUAGCCAAUGAUGAAUCACUGUUCACAAUGCAUGACUUGCUAAAUGACUUGGCCGCAAGUGUUGCAAGAGAUUUUUUCUUUAGGUUGGAUGAUAAUAUGGAUCUAAAUGACAGGAUCAUAGAUUUUAAAAAGUUUCGUCAUUUUUCAUUCAUAGACGAAAAAGUAGCAGAACAGACAAAGUUCAAAGAACUGCAUAGAGUUAGAUGCUUGAGAACAUUCUUACUGUUGUCAAUUCCUUGGCAAAUACCGAAAACACCAAAUAGAAUUAUUUUAGAGUUACUUCCCAAAUUAGAGUUGGUAAGGGUGUUGAGCUUAAGUGAUUGCUUGAUAACAGUGGUACCAGAAUCUGUUGGUAGUCUCAAGCAUUUGCGGUACCUUAAUUUUUCAAAUACACACAUCCAACGAAUACCAGAACAAGUUAGUGAGCUUUAUAAUCUGCAAAGCUUGUUGGUGUGUGGGUGUCUUUACUUAUCUAGUUUGCCAGUCAGUUUAGUAAAGCUGAAAAACCUUCGACAUCUUGACAUGACUCAUACUCGGUCAUUGAAGAAGUUGCCUUUGGGGAUGGUUGGGUUGACGAAGCAAAAGAUGCCA